AUGUGCUUCUACUGUGGCAAGGUGGGACAUAUUGAGAAAGGGUGUGGCCUAAGAAUAUAUGAUGUUGUGCAUCAAUCGUUGAAGGAAGGUCAGUAUGGGGAAUGGAUGAAGGCAGCUGAAGGGCUGCAGGGUCUUAGUUGGAAUAGUAAUUCAUCCCCGGGGCUAGAUGGAGAUCAACCUUCCUCUCAGUUUAGAGAAACAACUGCUAUGAAUCAGAGCCCUACUUCCAAUAGGGAUUCACCUGGAUUAGCACUCAGUUCAGUUCCAAAAAAUAUAUCUUCUCCGCACCUGGAAGUUAAGGUGUCUAAACAAGGGGAAGGAUCAUCCACAGGGAAUAAUGAUAAAGAAAUGAUGCCCUAUGAGCCCUCGAUGGAGCGAGUGAUCAGUUAA
Molecule: messenger RNA, 390 nt
Organism: Striga asiatica
Lineage: Eukaryota; Viridiplantae; Streptophyta; Magnoliopsida; Lamiales; Orobanchaceae
Source: the annotation of a GenBank genome assembly